This is a messenger RNA of Pelmatolapia mariae (spotted tilapia), 4740 nucleotides long. It is a transcript of the gene tinagl1, whose product is annotated as tubulointerstitial nephritis antigen-like 1. The record is from RefSeq and is a predicted model, not a curated record. The transcript is spliced from 12 exons. Lineage: Eukaryota; Metazoa; Chordata; Actinopteri; Cichliformes; Cichlidae. Gene Ontology annotation, molecular function: cysteine-type peptidase activity; peptidase inhibitor activity. Bases 356 to 1783 code for a protein of 475 amino acids. Gene Ontology annotation, biological process: proteolysis. Gene Ontology annotation, cellular component: lysosome.
CAGGCUCCAGUCUGAUAAGAAGAGGAAAAGCAUGCAGAGAUAGUCAACCUGUGGGAGUCACAGGGAAAGGCAAAAGUGCGUGCAUGUGAGCUGCUGAGGGAGAGGCAGUGAAGCAGGGGACAAGCCAGAGGCUGGAGGGGGGAGUGGUUACGCUUGCUUGUUGCCUGUAUAUAGAGAAGACCGAGACUGACAGAGCAGAUCCUGUGAGAGAGUGAGGAACAGAGAAAAGGAGGCUGACCUUUUACCUAAACUCUCUCUACCUGUGAGGGACUUCCUGAGCAGCACACCAGCAGUAAAAAAGCUGUUUCUUACUGGAUUAAAAAACCAGGAUUUCUCUCUAAACUCAAGGUUUAUCAUGAAGCUCAUCCUGUUGACUGUGACCGUGCUACUCCUGGUGGUGGGAGAAGGCACUGCAGACAGAAUCCUUUCCAGAAGGACCAAGAGGGAGCUUGCCAGUCCACUCCAUGUUGGCGGCAUCAGAGACCCGUUUGGCUCCUACUGCCAGAGACGAGGAGGCUGCUGUCCUGGCAGAGACGACCUGUGCACCGUGCCGUACCUGGACACUAUCUGCUACUGUGACCUGUUCUGCAACCGCACGGUGUCCGACUGCUGCCCCGACUUCUGGGGUCACUGUCUUGGCGUGCAGCCGCCUUUCAUUGGCACCUGUGAAAGAAAUGGAAACACGUUCUUGACGGGGCAAACAUACAAAGAAAAUUGCAAUUUAUGUACAUGUGGGACUUCUGGACGUUGGGAGUGUGAGCAGAACGCCUGUCUGAUUGAGCCGGACAUUAUCCAAGCCGUCAACAGAGGAAACUAUGGGUGGAGGGCAGCUAACUACAGUGAGUUGUAUGGCAUGACUUUAAAUGAAGGCAUCCGCUACCGACUGGGCACACAAAGACCAUCAAGAACAGUCAUGAACAUGAAUGAGAUUCAGAUGAACAUGGAUCCUCAGACUGACAAUCUGCCGCCCUACUUCAAUUCAGCAGAGAAGUGGCCGGGGAAGAUUCAUGAACCGCUUGAUCAGGGCAACUGUGCUGCUUCCUGGGCUUUCUCAACAGCAGCUGUGGCAUCAGACAGAAUCUCCAUCCAGUCCAUGGGCCACAUGACUCCUCGGCUGUCUCCCCAAAAUCUUAUUUCCUGUGACACACGCAACCAGGGAGGCUGUGGCGGAGGACGCAUAGAUGGAGCCUGGUGGUAUCUUCGGCGUAGGGGAGUUGUGACAGAAGACUGUUACCCAUAUCAACCUCCGCAGCAAACGCCGGCAGAGGUGGGUCGCUGCAUGAUGCAGAGCCGCUCAGUGGGACGGGGGAAGAGGCAAGCCACGCAGCGAUGUCCCAACACGCAAAACUACCACAACGACAUCUACCAGUCCACGCCGCCCUACAGGCUCUCAUCCAAUGAAAAGGAGAUUAUGAAGGAGAUUAUGGAUAACGGCCCCGUGCAAGCUAUUAUGGAGGUCCACGAGGACUUCUUUGUCUAUAAGACUGGGAUCUACAAACACACAGAUGUCAGUUUCACUAAACCACCGCAAUACCGCAAACAUGGCACACACUCAGUCAGGAUCACCGGGUGGGGAGAAGAGAGAAAUGUUGAUGGAACAUCAAGAAAAUAUUGGAUUGCUGCCAACUCCUGGGGAAAGAACUGGGGUGAAAACGGCUACUUCCGGAUUGCUCGUGGGGAAAACGAGUGUGAGAUUGAAACAUUUGUGAUCGGCGUGUGGGGCAGAAUCUCAAUGGAAGACAUGCACAACCACCAUCACCACCAUCACCGCAGGCACAUUUAAAGACACUGCAGAUCUUAAAACCUGUAUUAUUGUCCGAACUACAGUUGGUCUUUCUAUGCAGCUGCGUCGCAGGCCAUCGCAUCCCCUCUACUGGCCAUAAAGUGAGCCUUAGUCCUCUUUUUUUACACCUUAGUUUACUCUGGGGAUCGAUACAGAACCUUGUUCUCCACCCUCUGUAGCCUUUUAAUAGAACGACUUUGUAUCUCAAGAUUCAUGGCACCAAAAACUAAGACAAACUAAGCUAAAGUUCUUUUACUUUGCCUUGCAAUCAGGCAACUCAGGUACCUACUGCUCCAAAGACCACACAUCCCAGAAUCCCCAGUAUAAUAUCUGGUGAAGCAUUAUCAUGUCUGGUGACGAAGGAUGUGAUCUUUUUAUUCUUCAGUUUUUUAUAACUCAAAACCUGUAAUAACCAGACAGGCUUGGAAAAGAGGGAAUCUGAGAGCUAAAAUACCAGAUGUCAGACACCUUUAGAAAGACACACCCUUCUAAACCAUGUAACUCAAUAAUAUAUCACUGAUGACCUUACUGACAUUUACCUGUCAGCUAAACAGAGGCGUAGCUUGACCCGUUCUCUUGUUUUCAGAGAGGGCACUUGUAAAGAGUUAGUAGCUGGAGGCUGCAGGGUUUCUCACACAUUCCAGUAAAAAGGUAGAAUCUGACACUGGAAACACAAGGUGACUUAAAAGUGUAAGAUUACAAGGAAAGUCACAGUUACUCCUAAAACUAUGAAAUCUUUUAAAGAAAUAUCAAUGAAACAGGCACAAUCCUGGCUCCUUAGUACGCUACUAGCAAGUGCUUAAUUCAUCAUUUAUAUAUUUUUACUCCUCCUUAUUAUGCCAUUUAUAAAUACAGAUGUAUUAACACCAUGCACAGAUAUCACUGCUGGUAAUAAUCAUAAUUAUACUAAUGAUCAUAUCAUAAUAUAUCUAUUAUAUUUACUAUAUAAAUGGUGAAUCAAGCACUUUCUAAUACCUUCUUAAUCCUGAAUAGUGUGACAUUAUUAAAAAGCGUGACCAAAAUACCAAGUUUUUGAGUUUUGAGCUACUAAGUCAAACUUUGUGGAUAAUUUGUCUUUUGGGGGGUUUUUUUGUGGCAGAGAUAAAAUUAGGUUAAGCCUCUGUGACAGUUAUUAAGAUUUAAAAAGCCAUGCUGCUUUCCCCAGUCCUAAUAUUUUACUAAAUUAAAAACUGAUGUCUGCAGAGUUUAAAGAUCGUAUUGUCUUAAAAAAAAAAACAGACAGAAAAAUAAAACAGAGUUGAUCACUGCAGAAGAAAAUAGGAAGUAUGUAUAAUGUUCUUAAUGUACUCUGUUCUGUGUACACUGUUACAAUUUGAGCUAAAGAGGUUUUUAUUCUUUUGCGGCAGUUACAUUUACAUUUUUUUUAACUACUUGUUUUGCAAUGUACUGUAUGUAGAAAUUCUCUUAACCCACUCAUGACUCUGUUGCUUUUCUUCUUCUGCAUUCUUGAAACUGAACACGGCGAGUAGCUUGAGCGAUGUGCGAUAAUGCUGCUAAAGGCCAGUCUGCGCUGUGCUGUUUGUGUUUAGCUUCAUGCAUCUGAUAGGUAAUAAACAUAUAAAGCCACUUCAGAGUAACACUGUAACACAGAUUCAACAGAUGAGCUGUAUGACUUUAUGUUCUCAUUAUUUGUUGUGACUUUCUUUUUUAUUGUUUUCUGCUGGAACUGUGAGAUCAAACUGAGAUAGCUCCAUUUGAAAUAUAUGUUUUCUUUUCAGUUUCAUUGUUAUCAUAGGCUCACUUGAAAAGCAAAGCACAGCGUGUUAUUACCGCAUGCCUGAAAUUACACCCUGGUUUGCUUCAGUAACAAUUUCAAAAGGAUUUUUCAUUUUUACAUCGUCACGUCUUGUGAUCUUUAAGGCCUUUCCGUUGAUUCCUUCAGGCGUGAACUGGCGGAUGAAUAUAAAAGCAAAGAGAAAUGUCUGGAUGCUCAAGCAAUGUGCAAUGUGGUGGAGAGGGUAGAGAUUAGCAGUCGAUUGUGUGUUCCUCAUUCAUUGUUAAAAAAAACAAAAAAAAACCCCAACAAAGAAUCGUUGCUUUCUAGAAAGGAUCAAGAGACAUGAGGUGCACAGGAGGUUGACAGUAAAUAAAAAUACACCAAAAAAAGUAUGAAACUGGGCUUCUUGUCCUGGGGUGGAAGUGAUUAUGUCAUUAACACAAAGAAGGAUCAAUCAAGUCUACAUUUUUGCUUGUGGACAAAUCCUUUACAUGGGAGGAAGGAUUGAUUUAAUAAAAGCCGCUAGCUGCUAAAUUGUUAUAUAUAGGUGUGUUGCAGUCCUCGCUACCUGUCAGUAACAGGUCUCAGUGUGAAAAGGUGCAUAUCAGUGGCUUGAUUUUAAAAAACAAGCAAAAAAAGCAGAGAGAGCAGUGGAAUUUGACCAAAGCUGGAUUUUUUUUUUUUUCUUUUUCUGUUGACCAGAAACCUCCUAUCAUCAUGCUCGUUUUCCUGCAUUACGUUCACUUAGUGGUUCUUUGGAUUAGUUGUUAGCUUUAACCAAAAUGCAAUAGAUGACACUGAAUAUAUAGAAAACAUAAAAUAUUAAAAACCCUCUUAUCACAUGGAGAUGUUCAAAAAGUUAACGUUGUGAUUUUGUUGAUAUAUUAUCAAGGUUCAUAUGGGACCAAUUACAGUUGCAGAAGGUUCACUGCAAACUCCAAAUAUGUGCCACAGAAACUGAUCCUACUUUUAACCAAAAUGCUUUCUUCAAACACGAGCAGCAGACUUUCACUCAGAAAAUGUGUAUUUAGUGUAAAAUGAACCAUUUCAUAUUCACUGCUGUGUAGACUUUUAUUUAUACAAGUUGUUUAAAUUAUAUAGUUUUUUUUCUUCUUUAUUUGCCUGUGAAAUGUUUCAUUAUUUCUUUGUCUUGUGUUGUGUCCGCUAAGUGAAAUGCCACAUUAGUGUUCACUUACAUAAUAAAGUCUUUCUAAAACCA